AUGGAGGUUGGAGUAUUAGAAGAGAUACUGAGAGUGUUUGAGAGUUCAAUUUCUCAAAUAAAAUGGCGACUCAAGCUUCCUUCUAAGCGUCGUCUUGAGACAGAUAUUUUGGCCUUAUGCACUGAGACGAGACCAGUUAUAAUGGUAGACUAUGGAGGUAAGAUGCCUGAACUGCAGGAACGACUUUGUGCAUUUCUCAAACACUGCAAAAAGGAGUCCUCAGUUUUUGAGCAUCUGCGGGUCAUGGUUAUAGAAGAUAUGAUCUAUUUGAUUCAGGUCAAAGCACUUGCAGACUUCGUCAAAUCAAGUCUAAACUUGGAGAUCGAAAUGCUCUUUGUGGACCUUGAAAAGGAUCCUCCGAAGAUGAUAACUCAAGGGGAAAAAUGCUCAGCAGCACUUGAACUUCUAUCAGCUCAGAAGUUGUUUGCCUCUGUAUUUUCUGCUGAUGGUCUGAAUAGUGAUCCCUUGCCAAAUCAUGGUAUAGAUUUAACUGCUAAUGCUGGCUCCUCUCUUAGUGAGCCAGUUACUUCUGCGUCUUCUGAGUUAAUUGAUCUCAGUUGCUGCCUUCAAACAAGUCAGGUCACAGUGCCAACCCUUAAUGGGUGGCUUCUCGGUUAUCCAGUAGUGUACUUGUUUGGGAAAGAGCAUAUUGACCGUGCUAUUUAUAAUCUCUCAACAAAGUCUCUUCAUAUUUUUCAAAUUUUUAUCUGCAGUGAUCAAGCAUCCAGUAAAGGAUCUCGGCAAGAAUUAAUGAGUUUUACAGUACCUUUUGACUUGAGUUUGGAGGGCAGCAACGAACCAUGGGCAAAGGCGUUUCUGGCUCGCAUGCUAGGAAGAUGGGAAAGAUGCAAGCACUUCUGGGGAUCUUUACAUAUGGAGAGUUUCGAAACCACACUUCGCCCUGAUUCGGCCUUGCAGUGCCGCUUCUCACAGGUUGCUCAAUUUUGGAUGGAUUUUGAGAUUGAUGGUGACGUCAAUGGCAUAGUAGAAAGUUCUAUUGAUAUUGUAGGGAGAUCAGAUGAUGGAGAUGCAAUUUUAGGAACUUCUGCUGAUGGGACACUCCAGCAUGGUCUUGAUAUUAAAAUGGAUGAAGAUUCUUCCGUCGGGGACUUAUUUCCACUGGAUGAAUCGCAAACUAUAAAUAGUUUGGGUCCUGCAGAUGAACCAUAUGUAGGCCAGGAGUUUGAAUCUGAAGCAGAAGCACAUGCAUUUUAUAAUGCAUAUGCAACGCAAUUAGGAUUCAUCAUCCGUGUGAGCAAGCUUUCUCGAUCAAGGUGCGAUGGAUCUGCCAUUGGUCGUGCACUUGUUUGCAAUAAAGAGGGUUUCAGAAUGCCUGACAAGCGUGAGAAGAUUGUACGGCAACGAGCUGAAACAAGAGUUGGCUGCAGGGCCAUGAUUUUAGUUAGAAAAGUAAGCUCUGGGAAAUGGGUUGUCACAAAAUUUAUCAAGGACCAUACUCAUCCUUUAUAUCCCGGCAAAGGUCGUAAGGAUCUAAUCUACGAUCAAUAUCCCAAUGAGCACAAUAAAAUCCGGGAGCUAACACAGCAGGUGGCCAUUGAGAAAAAGAAAGCUGCAACUUAUAAAAGGCAAUUGGAAAUGGUAUUUGAGCAUAUCGAAGAACACAAUCAAUCACUUUCAAAGAAAAUUCAAGCCAUUGUGGACAAUGUGAGGGAGAUGGAGUCCAAAGAGCAACAAAGUGAUAGAUAA
Fraxinus pennsylvanica is the source of this 1707-nucleotide messenger RNA. Lineage: Eukaryota; Viridiplantae; Streptophyta; Magnoliopsida; Lamiales; Oleaceae. The record is from the annotation of a GenBank genome assembly.